CUUCCUCCGUCCUAUUUCGGCGAUCUCAAAAGGAGCGGAGCACAUGGAAAUUGCGGCAUGCCUUCGUUUGUUGUUUAUUGCUGAGGAUUCUUGAGGGUUUGUCCUCGGAUCGGCGCCGUUCGUCGGUGGGCGCGUCACGAAACCCUAACCCGAAUCUAUCCCCACCCCUCGGUGCGUCAGAGGUGACGCCUUUGGGGACCUAGGUGCCAUCUCUGCUUUUGCUUUCUUCCUUUCGACCACCUCCUCUGUGGGUUUCUUUGUCGGUGGAAAGCUCGGUUCCUCCGCAUUGCGCGUCGAAAGGUUUGGCCUUUAACGAUUCCCAAGUUGUUCGAUCGGGAAAGUUUUCGCUUUUUUUGUGGAUCCUUUUAUUCUGGAGAUAAAAGACGCCAUAGCUUUGAUUUUCCUCCGCGCUGCGUCGAAAGCUUAGGUCUUUCUCGGUUUCCAAGUUAUUCUAUUCGGAAAGUUCUCGCCUUUUUUGUGGGUCCUUUUGUUCUCGAGAUUAAAGACGUCUUUUCAUUGAUUGUUCUCGGGAAAUAUGAGAAAAGAGACUGUUUUUGGAUCGCGGCUACUGCUUGAUCUCGGAAAGAUUUCGACUUGGAGCCUUCUUAAUUGAUUGCGUCGCCCAAGGUUCGAUUUUAAGAGAAAAAUCGAAACGUUGUCCCUCUUUUUUUUGGUUGGUUGGCCAUGGAGAUUAUGAUGCCUGCGUGUUGGCUACUUCCCCAUAUCUUUGCAGCGUUUUCUGUGACAUAUCUGCUCGGUUACUUCGUGAUCUUCCGCAACUGGAAUCCAAAGUAUCGCCCGGAUGCAUCUAGUUGCUUCAUCUCCUUGUUCCAUGGUUCCCCGGCGGUGUUCUUGGCUGUUGCCGCAAUCCUGAACCAACCUGUUCGAGGAUUUGCCUCGCCCAAUACCAAUUUCCAGAACCUCGUUCUCGACUUCAGCAUUGGCUACUUCACUGUUGAUCUCCUCCACUACUUAAUCUUAAUUCCCGGAGACUAUCUCUUUAUCGCCCACCACCUGGCAACACUCUUCGUGUUCGUCACCUGCCGUUACCUUGUUGUCCAUGGUGCAUUUUCUAUUCUGGUUCUUCUUGUGCUAGCCGAGGUCACCAGUGCUUGCCAGAACGUGUGGACGCUUGCCGGGUUAAGGAAGGCAGAUUUGCCCAUUGCUGCAAGAAUACAUAAGAAUUUGUCUCCUCCCUUCUAUGGCUUGUAUACGAUCAUGAGGGGGUUCAUUGGGCCGGUGUUCUUCUGCAAGAUGAGUGCAUACUAUUUGAGUGGAAAAGCCAGCAAUGUCAUUCCGAUCUGGGUUUCUGCUGCGUGGAUCGUGGUGGUUGGUGGUGCAAUUUUGGUCAGCAUCAUGUGGAUAUCUAACUUGUGGUUGCAAUUCUUUAAAGACGAGAAUGUAGAGAAAAAAGAUAGCUAAUUGUAUGCUAUCAAUCCAAUAUAUUGGCAACCAAGACCGGUAUAUGCCUUGAGAGAACAGUUAAUUUUAUGGUUGAUGAUAUAACGCAUAUCUGCUCACUUUAGAUUAAAAUGAACAUUAAUAUAGAUCAUAAUUGCAAAGUUUCUACUUG
Molecule: messenger RNA, 1573 nt
Organism: Musa acuminata subsp. malaccensis (wild Malaysian banana)
Lineage: Eukaryota; Viridiplantae; Streptophyta; Magnoliopsida; Zingiberales; Musaceae
Product: TLC domain-containing protein At5g14285
Cellular component (GO): membrane
Source: RefSeq, a predicted model, not a curated record